This is a messenger RNA of Vicia faba (fava bean), 1557 nucleotides long. The record is from the annotation of a GenBank genome assembly. NCBI's taxonomy places the organism in Eukaryota, Viridiplantae, Streptophyta, Magnoliopsida, Fabales, Fabaceae.
AUGCUCAACAAACUUGGCAUUGAUGAUUCUCCAAUACCCGUUCUUGGUUUCUUUGCACCUUGCUCACACCCUCGAGUAUCGAAUUAUCUAACUCUUUUAUCUGAGUCUUUACCUUCUAAAUCAAGUGAAGCAUCAUUAAUACCAGAGCCAAGCCACGGAAACAGGAACAUGUGUUCUGUUUCGGGGAUACUUUACAAUACUAAUACUGUGGAGAGUUUCCAUGCACUUGAUAAACAGAAUCUCUUAAAGGAAGAGGCCAGAAAGAUAUGGGAUGACAUUCAAACUGGAAGAGCUGUGGAGGAUUGUUCGGUACUUUCAAGAUUUCUCCUUAUUUCUUUUGCAGACCUGAAAAAGUGGAGUUUUCAUUACUGGUUUGCUAUCCCUGCUUUGAUGAUUGAUCCUCCUGCAACCGUGGUUAAUUUAAGUCCAGCUUCUAAGUGGUUGAGCAAGGAAGAGGCAGAGUCUCUCUCUGCAUCCUGUAACGAGUGGCGUGGUUCGAAAUCCACAGCAGAUGUCCCAUUCUUUUUAGUAGCUAUAGAUCCAAAUUCACAUGCUACUGUUAGGCUUCUGAAGGACUGGGAAGCUUGUCAAAGCAAUGCUCACAAGAUCCUAUUUGUGUUUUACGACCCGUGUCAUCUCCCAAAUAAUCCUGGAUGGCCUCUCCGCAACUUCUUAGCACUUAUUUCUGCAAGGUGGAAUCUCAAGUCUGUUCAAUUUUUCUGCUACAGAGAGAACCGUGGUUUUGCUGAUAUGAGCUUGUCUCUUGUUGGUGAAGCAUUAUUAACAGUUCCACAAGGGUGGAAAGAUUCGGUGCCUAAUGCAGUAGGAUGGGAACUUAAUAAGGGAAGAAAAGUACCUAGGUGUAUUAGUCUUGCACAAUCCAUGGAUCUAACCAGGUUGGCCGUAUCUGCUAUAGAUUUGAAUUUAAAGCUUAUGAGGUGGCGUGCUUUGCCAUCUAUGGACUUGAGUGCUUUGUCUUCCCUCAAGUGUCUUCUCCUUGGAGCAGGCACACUUGGAUGCCAGGUUGCGCGCAUGCUUAUGGCAUGGGGUGUCCGAAAAAUUACUCUAGUUGACAAUGGCAGGGUGGCUAUGUCUAAUCCAUUAAGGAAGUCUCUUUAUACUUUGGAUAACUGUCUUAAUGGCGGAGAGUUUAAAGCUACAGCAGCAGUUGAAAGUCUCAAACGGAUAUUUCCAGUAGUGGAAGCGGAAGGCAUUGUUAUGGCUAUACCAAUGCCUGGACACCCAGUAAAUAGCCAUGAACAGGAGAGUGUACUUCACGAUUGCAGACAUUUGUGCGAUUUGAUUGAUGCUCAUGAUGCAGUUUUUUUAUUGACGGAUACAAGGGAAAGUCGUUGGCUCCCAACACUUCUCUGUGCCAAUGCUAACGAGAUUACCAUGACUGCAGCACUAGGGUUUGAAAGUUUCUUGGUAAUGCGCCACGGAGCGGGUCCUUUCAGUAGCGCCGGUGACUUGAGUGCUGAAACAGCUAGUUCUUCAUCUGCCGAUUUGCGUUUGAAUGAUACAAAUGUGAAACAUAGACUGGGGUGCUAUUUCUGA